Molecule: messenger RNA, 2118 nt
Organism: Salvia hispanica
Lineage: Eukaryota; Viridiplantae; Streptophyta; Magnoliopsida; Lamiales; Lamiaceae
Source: RefSeq, a predicted model, not a curated record
AUGGCCAAACCCAUGCUCCUUGUGAUCCUCUCUCUCAAUUUGUUCCUCCUCUCAAUAAAUGAUGUACUAAGUUGCAACAAACAUGAACAAGAUUCCUUACUAACAUUCAUCUCUUCCCAUCCCCCUCCCCACAACCUCAGCCUCAACUGGUCUCCCUCCACUAAUUGCUGCCAUUGGCAAGGCAUAGCCUGCGCAUCCCGCAACGGUGCCCCUCGUGUCACACAUCUUUGGCUGCCUGAAAAAAAUCUCUCUGCCACCUCCCUCACUCUACCGAGCCUUCCUUUCCUAGCCCACAUAAACCUCUCCCACAACCAUCUCUCCGGCCUCCUCCCCUCUCUUCCUCCUCGCCUCCUCACUCUCGACUUGAGCUUCAACUCCCUCUUCGGCCCACUCAUCCGCACUCUCCCCAUCACCAUCCACACUCUAGACCUCUCAAGCAACCGCUUCAAUGACUCCUUUGAUCCCUCAUUUCUUCUCCCUCAACCAUCCAAUUUACUCAUCUUCAACAUCAGCACCAAUAGUUUCACCUCCUCCAAUCCUUCAUCAAUUUGCAACAUCUCCCCACUCGUCAAAAUCUUGGAUUUCUCCAUGAAUCAAUUCAUUGGUCCUAUAUCACCUUCCCUCGCCCAAUGCUCAAACCUUCAAGUUAUCAGAGCAGGCUCCAACUCCCUCUCGGGUCUACUGCCACGCGACCUUUACACCCUGACAAGGCUCCGAGAAAUCUCCCUACAUAACAACCAACUUUCCGGGCCAAUCAACACGGCCAUUGUGAACCUAUCAAACCUCAUUAUCUUAGAGCUCCAUGUCAAUCAACUAAGCGGUGAGAUACCUCAAAACAUAGGGCUGGUUUCCAAAUUAGAGCAGCUGCAGCUCCACUCCAACAACCUCAACGGAACCUUCCCACCCUCUCUAACAAAAUGCACCAACCUCACCACUCUCCUCCUUCGCAACAACUUCUUCAACGGCCAAAUCUCCACUUUCAACUUCUCCAAACUCCAACGCUUACAAGCAAUUGAUCUCGGAAACAACACCUUCUAUGGUAACAUCCCGGACACCCUCUGCUUGUGCAAGUCCAUCACUGCAAUCCGGCUGGCCUUCAACCAGCUCAGCGGCGAAGUCCCUCCUUGUAUGGCCUCUCUCAAAUCUCUCACUCACAUCUUCCUUACCGAAAACCAACUCUCCAACGUUGUGGGAACCCUGGACACACUCAAACACUGCCAGAAUUUGGCAGUCCUCUUCCUCAACAUAUGCUUCAACGACGAGAGAAUGCCCGACAACAACGACCUGCUACACUCGGACACCUUCAAGAAUCUGCAGAUUCUGACUCUAGGAGGAUGCCAACUCAAAGGCCAAAUCUCAACUUGGAUUUCAAAACUGAAAAAGCUCAAAGUUCUGAACCUCUCAUUCAACAAACUCUCAGGUGCAAUUCCGGCGUGGGUAGGAUCAAUGCCAAGCCUGUACGUCCUCAACUUAACUCAAAACUCACUGACGGGAGAGAUCCCACGCGAGAUAACGAGGCUGCCUGCGCUGAUAUCCGACAAAAGCAGCACCGACAUGAGCCAUCUCGCGUUGCCCUUUCUAUACGACAAUCUUCAGUACAACCGACUCUUCAACCUGCCGCGCAGCCUGAAACUCGGGAGCAAUAGUCUCAGCGGCAGAAUUCCAACAGAAAUCGGGCAGCUGAAGCUCCUCCAAGUAUUGGAACUGAGCAACAACAAUUUGAGAGGCAGCAUUCCUGAGCAGCUGUCGAAUCUGAUAAAUGUGGAGAAACUGGACAUGUCAGGGAAUGAUCUGACGGGAGAGAUUCCGAAAUCGCUGACGAAGCUGCAUUUCCUGUCAGCAUUCAGCGUGGCGGAUAAUGAUCUGGAAGGGGAGAUUCCGAAGGGAGGUCAGUUUGAGACGUUUGGAAUUGGCGCAUUUGAAGGGAACACUAAACUGUGCGGUGAUGUGAUACACAGAAGCUGCGGCGGCGCGAUUGUGAUAAACAGGCCUAGGCCCUAUGAAGAAAAAGAUGGCGGGAGUAAGAGUCUUUGGUAUUAUAUGCAAUUGCCUCUUGGAUUGGGAUACUUUGUUGGACUAGUUGGAGGUACUACUUUACUCUUCUUCAAGAGUUGGUAG